UAUUCACAAAUCGAGUGUUCACCAACCAUCUCCAAGACUCCAACUACCCUUCUUAAUAUCUCUCACUCCUGUAUCCAUUUCCCUUUCCAUGGUAUAAUUGCAAAAUGGAAGCCACAGCCGCAGCUCAUCUCGUGUCUUGUUCUGUAUCUAGCCGGAGCAAUAAUGCCAACACAAGGCGAGGAGCACGAACAAGAAGCCCUCCUCAAAUUCAUUUCUUCCACACCUCAAUUCACAAGAAAAGAUUCAUCAACAAGUGCGCAUUAAGUAGCGAUUCUGACCAGGGUUUAGCUUUCACCAAAGGAAGCAGCAUUGUGAUACCAGCGGAAGCGGAAGCUAGCUAUGACAUAGCGCCCAGUGUCCAGACCGAGCUCAUAAUGCUUUCUUUGCCCGCUAUCGCGGGCCAAGCAAUUGAACCACUGGCUCAACUCAUGGAGACUGCUUAUAUUGGGAGACUAGGAUCCCUGGAAUUGGCUUCAGCUGGGGUUUCAAUAUCAAUAUUUAACAUAAUAUCCAAAGUAUUCAAUAUUCCUCUUCUUAGUGUUGCCACUUCAUUUGUUGCUGAAGACAUUUCUAAGCAUUCAACCCAAGGUUUUAGCUCAGCUGAGAGGAUGCAGUUGCCCUCCGUUUCUACUGCAUUAGUGUUAUCUAUUGGAAUUGGUCUACUUGAGGCCACAGCAUUAUAUUUCGGAUCUGGGACGUUUCUUAGCAUCAUGGGCAUAUCAACUGCAUCACCAAUGCGAAUUUCAGCACAUCACUUUCUUCAACUUAGAGCACUUGGUUGCCCAGCUGUUGUGCUUUCUCUGGCUAUUCAGGGCAUCUUUCGUGGUUUCAAAGACACGGAGACUCCUGUGAAAUGUCUUGGUCUUGGAAAUAUGGCAGCAGUUUUCCUUUUCCCUAUACUGAUGUACGUAUUUCACUUAGGAGUAACUGGUGCGGCCAUAUCCUCAAUUUUAUCGCAAUAUAUAGUGACACUUUCCAUGAUAUGGCAUCUUAAUAAGCGAACUGUACUGGUACCGAAUUUGGAAAAAUUGCAGUUUGGUGGCUAUCUAAAAUCAGGUGGUUUUCUUCUUGGAAGAACUCUUGCUGCUGUUAUGACUGUUACUUUAAGUACGUCAAUGGCUGCUCGUCAAGGACCAUUGUCCAUGGCUGCUCAUCAGAUUAUCCUGCAAGUAUGGUUGUCUGCGUCUCUCCUUGCAGAUGCCCAAUCUUCAUCUAGUCAGGCUCUUAUUGCAAGUUCAUUUGCAAAAGGGGACUACAGCAGAGUUAGAGAGAUAACUUACAUUAGCAUAAAGGCAGGACUAUUUACUGGCAUCAUGUUAGCUAUCAUCUUGAGCUUGUCAUUUGGUUCGUUAGCUACUUUAUUCACCAAGGAUGCAGAAGUGCUAAACAUUGUUAGAUCUGGGUUAUUGUUUAUCAGUGCCAGUCAGCCUAUCACUGCUCUUGCUUAUAUUUUUGAUGGUCUCCACUAUGGUAUAUCAGAUUUCAUGUUUGCUGCUUGCUCAAUGAUGGUUGUUGGGGCAUUGUCAUCAGCAUUUCUGCUAUGGGCCCCUCCACUAAUUGGUCUUUCAGGAGUUUGGUCAGGUUUGACCCUCUUUAUGGCCUUGCGCACUGUGGCUGGUUUAAUGAGACUAUCUUCAAAGAAUGGCCCCUGGUGGUUCUUGCAGGACGUUCACGGAACUGAGGUUGCUGUUUGACACAAGGACAUUGGUUGUUUGGAUCAUUGACAACUGCAUUUCUGCUCAGUAACUAGUACUGCUUGUUUUAAAUAGAUGGAUGAUUCUUUUCAUUGGGCCUUCAGCCCAAGAGAAGCCCAUCAAGACUAAACCCAGAAGCCACAGUCCGUGCCAAGCACAUGAGCAUGCAGGAAAAAACCAAUAUAAAUAGCAUAGAAGUAGAUCUAGAGCCUGUUUGUCCCGGCUUUAAGCUGUUUCUAACUUUAAGCUGAAAAAUGGGGUUUGGCUGGGCUUUUAAGCCUCAUUUUAAGCACUUCUUUUAACUUGCCAAACGGUACACAAAUAAGUUGAAGCCGCUUCUCUUCCAAAUAAGCCAUUAGCUCAGGGGGGCUUUUAAGCCUCAUUUUAAGCACUUCUUUUAACUUGCCAAACGGUACAUAAAUAAGUUGAAGCCACUUCUCUUCCAAAUAAGCCAUAAGCUCGGUUUGCCAAACACUCACAUUCUGUCUGUGUAGUAAGUCAGAAGUCGGCUUAAAGUCAGUAAUAAGCCAGAAGCUGACUUAUUUUUAUUAUUAUAUUUUUAAUAACCCAGAAGCUGUAAAUAAGUCAAAAUUAUCUAAACAGACAAUUUAAACUCCCAGCUUAUCAGAUAAGUCAAGUCAUAAGUCAUGUUAAGUCAUAAGCCAUAAACUCAGCCAAACGGGCUCCUGGAAAGGGGUUGAAAACUUGAGGAUUAUGCCCUCGGUAACAGACAGCAUAUUCAUUCUCUCUAGUCUAACACUUUUGUUAUUCUGGUGUAAAUUUGAGCUUAUCAGUACUCUAAAUUUAUUUUAAAGUGCACAAAAUGAUGUUGUGAGAAUUAUGUUAUUGCAAAUACAUAAGAUUAUUCUUUAUUUUAUAGUUUCUUUCCGGGAAGGGGAGGCGUGAAUGAUUGUUUUAA
Molecule: messenger RNA, 2613 nt
Organism: Daucus carota subsp. sativus
Lineage: Eukaryota; Viridiplantae; Streptophyta; Magnoliopsida; Apiales; Apiaceae
Product: protein DETOXIFICATION 45, chloroplastic
Exons: 15
Coding region: 105-1694 (529 amino acids)
Biological process (GO): transmembrane transport
Cellular component (GO): membrane
Molecular function (GO): xenobiotic transmembrane transporter activity; antiporter activity
Source: RefSeq, a predicted model, not a curated record